Molecule: messenger RNA, 306 nt
Organism: Spirometra erinaceieuropaei
Lineage: Eukaryota; Metazoa; Platyhelminthes; Cestoda; Diphyllobothriidea; Diphyllobothriidae
Source: the annotation of a GenBank genome assembly
AUGGCCUGCAAGGCCGGAGAGAUUCGGGGAUAUGGCGAGUGCAAUGAAGCGGAAAACUGCUUCGGUGCGAUCAAGACGGCCCACGGUCUCCCAACCAAAGCAACCGCGCUGCUUCUCAACUCUGGUGGAUCAACGCUUUUGACGACGAAGUCGCAGAUUUUCGUGCGCUGGGCCGAGCACUUUGAAAGCGUCCUCAACCGCUCCUCUACAAUCUCCGAGGUCGCCAUCGUUCAGCUCUUUCAAGUGAGAAUCAAUAUCGAUCUGGAUCUGUCGCCUUCCCUUCCAGAAACCAUUCUCGCCAUUUAG